CGAAACGAGAAACCGCAGCCACGGUUUGGAUGCAUGCCGACGAUCGUGUCAGAAUCAAUUGAAGAAAUGGGGAGUCCUGUGUACACGGAAAUGGUCUCCAGCAGAGACUCAUGACGCUGAAGAACAGAACCCCGCCGACCUGCAAGUCAACCCAUCGCCUUCUCAGAAGACUCGAAUCACAUAUGCAAUGACACCCCCAACCCCUCAGCUUCCUCAAGACUUUUACGAGAAUCUCAGGAUUUACGUCCUCCAGGCAAAGAACCGUGAUCAUGCCUCUCCAACCACCAGAGCGUGUUGUCAAAGCAAUGGCCAGGGCCUUCUCCCGGUUUGUCGUGUUUGUUUUAUGGACCCUAUCCAUGUUCAUGCCAUGACAGCUCCUGGCAAAAUUCUUGACAUGCUGGUCUCUCCUGGAUUUCUUUCAACGGCAAUAAACAAGAAGGAUUGCUUUGGAAACACUAUACUUCAUUUCUAUUCUGCCAAUGGACAAGCCACAUUCGAAUCUCUUAUGCCACUCCUGGAUGCCGGAGUGGAUCCUAGCCACAAAAAUGCCAAUGGAGAGACCUUUCUUCACGUUCUGAACCCGAACAGAAUGCAGCAUCAGCUGUAUGAGCUAUUUCUAGACCUCAAACGGCGUGGAUUCGAUCUGCAAGAACGGGACAUCUUUGGCCGAACAGCACUGCAUCGGCUUUAUGAACACGAUGUACCGGAUGAAGUCUGCAAAAGGAUUUGCCGUAUUUUUAUAGAAAGCGGUGUUUCACAGACCAUGCGAGAUGCUUUUGGAAGAACCCCCCAGGAAUAUUUGGAAGCCCUCAAGGGCAGCCGCGAAAUACUGACCAAAGUGGAUCCAAGUUUGCUGGCUGGGAUAACUGGCCGCAGGUCUUGUAUGAUCUCACCUCUCAAUGAAUGUGCGGUAGCAUUAAGCAACGCCCGCGCACCAACCUUCCUCCAGUGGUACUUUGAAGCUCCGGAACUAUGGUUGAAGUCUGCAGAGAAGUUUGUGAACGACCCGACGUUUGAAGAAGACGACCUCGGCAACAACGUGUUUCACUUGCUGGCCGUGAUUUCAUAUUUUAACAACUCUUAUACCCCGGACUUUUUGGGUUGGCUCAGACGUGGUGGCGAUCCCAACCACUAUAACCGAGAGGGGUUUACCCCUCUCCAUACAUUGAUGGAUCUGCCUCUGUUGGACCCUGAUAUUGACCCUGACCCUGGGAGAACGUGUCGACAUUUAGAAAUGCUUCUGAGAGGGGCACGUGGUAGCAGUGGUAACUAUGAUAUCUCUAGAAGGGCAGACCCCGAGUUGCCAACCAGGUUCGGCGAAACCGUACUCUUCCUGGCCAGCUAUCAAGGCCGUGUUGACUGCGUGUCAGUUCUACUACGGUACGGCGCCAACAUCUAUGCCCGAAACCACAAAGGUCAGAGCAUACUCACUGUAUGUAACACAACGGCCGCAUUCUGGACCAAGGAGGCGAAUGAUCCCACCAUCUCCGAAGCUGAACGCAGAAACGCGGCAUUUCUAUCCAGGCAAAUCCACGAAUGCAUGACCAUCAUCAAAAAUCAUGGUUCUUUCGAGUCAGCCAGCGUCAUAUAAGGUUGCAACUUGACCCGUUUGCAGCCGCCUAUCCACCGUGACUCGUUCCUCUCUGGCUCGUUCCCCUCAAUUUCCGUCCCAAGAUCCUGCUCUCAUAUCUCUGUAUGAUAGUACCCGACUCAAAGCCACCGAGACGUGGUUUCUGUUCAUUAUUUACCCUGUCCCAUUGUACUGGUUUCUUGUCUUAAAUCUGGGUUCACAUGGCAAGGUUGGAGUCAUGGAUAGAUGAAGCUGGGCACUCUCUCUGC
Molecule: messenger RNA, 1839 nt
Organism: Penicilliopsis zonata CBS 506.65
Lineage: Eukaryota; Fungi; Ascomycota; Eurotiomycetes; Eurotiales; Aspergillaceae
Exons: 2
Coding region: 188-1591 (467 amino acids)
Molecular function (GO): protein binding
Source: RefSeq, a predicted model, not a curated record